Molecule: messenger RNA, 1378 nt
Organism: Lampris incognitus (smalleye Pacific opah)
Lineage: Eukaryota; Metazoa; Chordata; Actinopteri; Lampriformes; Lampridae
Product: annexin A1-like
Exons: 12
Coding region: 148-1188 (346 amino acids)
Biological process (GO): inflammatory response; positive regulation of cell migration involved in sprouting angiogenesis; alpha-beta T cell differentiation
Cellular component (GO): cytoplasm; plasma membrane
Molecular function (GO): calcium-dependent phospholipid binding; phospholipase A2 inhibitor activity; calcium ion binding
Source: RefSeq, a predicted model, not a curated record
GUUGGUAUGGAGAGAAUGGGAGAGGAUUGGCCAACCUGCUCCAAACGCCCUUGAGAACCACUGGGGUGGAGUCGGACAAGGUGCUGCAUAGCCCGGACACCAGAUCUCUGUACAUUUGGAAGCUGUCUGUGGUGAAACAGAACAAAGAUGUCUUUCUUCAGGAAGUUCUUCAAAAAUGUCAUCCACGACAGGCACCCGGAUGAGGACACCAUCACAGUCAAAGGUAAACCCAAGCCUCGGUUUUAUGGAACAGUUGCCCCAUACCCGCACUUCAGCGCCAGCAGUGACGCUGCAUCUCUUGAGAAAGCCAUCGAAACUAAAGGAGUGGACGAGGACGUGAUUAUUGCAGUUUUGGUGAAGAGAAGCAAUGAACAGAGGCAGCAGAUCAAAGAAGUCUAUGAGGCAUCCACCGGGGAGCCUUUGGUAGAUGCUCUGAAAUCAUCCCUGAGGUCACAUCUGGAGGACACGGUUCUGGCUCUGCUCAUGACCCCUGCUCAGUUUGAUGCCCACCAACUCAGACAAGCCACUAAGGGUCUAGGCACUGAUGAGGAGGUCCUGGUGGAGAUUCUUGCAUCUCGGUCCAACCAGGAGAUUCAAGAAAUCAAGAGGGUCUUCAAAGAAGAGUACGAGGAAGAGCUGGAGGACCUGAUGAAGAGUGAGACCAGCGGAGACUUCACGUUGGCCCUCAUGGCCAUGCUGAAGGCUACCAAGGAUGAGGACAGUGAAGUGGACUUGAACCUUGCCAAACGGGAUGCCCAUGCUCUUUUCGAGGCGGGUGAGUCCGUCAAAGGAACCGAUGUGUCGCUCUUUAUCGAUAUCCUGACGAGCCGGAGCAGUCCUCAGCUCUGCAAAACAUUCCAGAUGUAUGGCAGCGUCAGUGAUGUCAGCUUACCAAAAGCUCUGGACAUGGAGCUGAGGGGAGACAUCGAAGACUGCUUGAUUGAUAUCGUGAAGUGUGCCUGGAGCAAGCCUGCUUUCUUUGCUGAGAAGCUCCAUCUGGCUAUGAAGGGCCAUGGCACAUGUGAAGACACCUUGAUCAGGGUGUUGGUGAGUCGCUCGGAGAAGGACUUGAAGAAGGUCAUGGAAGAGUACAAAACUAUGUAUGGAAGGAGUCUACAGGAGGACAUAUUGGAUGACACGAAAGGACAUUAUGAGAAGAUCCUGCUUGAGCUGUGUGGACCUCACUGAGGGAUCCUGCAGCCACUUCAAACUGGAAGCUAAUCUGUUCCAGUUAUAUACUCACCUCUCUCAUAAGAGAGUGGCUGCAGAAUUAAUGCUUUCUUUUUGUUGUUAAUAUGAAUUUUAAGAAUUGAAAUGAACAUAACAGUAACUAAUCCUGCUUCACAGAGUGAUGUUCCAAUAAAUCAGUAAACCUUCA